Molecule: messenger RNA, 628 nt
Organism: Dentiscutata heterogama
Lineage: Eukaryota; Fungi; Glomeromycota; Glomeromycetes; Diversisporales; Gigasporaceae
Source: the annotation of a GenBank genome assembly
CGAAUCAAUUGUGAUUAAUUACAAUUUAUCUGAAUAUGGUACAAUAGAUAAUACGGUGCAAUAUGAUGAUGGAACAAUUUUAAUAUGUUCCUCAAAACUAGGAGAGAUAAAUAUCAAUCUUAUUUAUCCGAAUGGAAGCAAAUUUUCUGUAAAUUAUGAAAAAGUCAUAAAUUUUAAGAAUGCAAGUUCCUGGAGAUACUUUGAAUGUUAUCCUUUGGCAACAAAUUAUAUAUUUUUACUUUAUUACAAUCGUUCUGAUCAAAGAAUUGAUACUACUAUACGAGGAACUAUAAUAAAUGUAAAUGAUGAACCAACAACAAAUAAUGGAAUUGCGAACCCAAUAUCUAAUGGCUCUUUCAAACCACCAUUAGAAGGGUUUGGUUUUCGUUCUCAGGAAAUCUUUGCUAAAAUUGAUGGUCAACAUGCAAUUGUGUAUACUAUAGCAAAUACAACUGAUCAACCAUUUGAUAUUACUACUAAUUACAACUAUCCUAGAUUUUCUGUAUAUGUGCAUUUUGUAAAAGAUAGCAUGGAUCAACAAUCAGAACAAUUAUUGCUCUAUCGGUAUUAUGGUAGUAGCACGCUAUCUGUUGUAUUAACCGAUUGUCAAGCUAACUUAACUCAUUAG